CAAUUUUUUGCUAGAACUGCAAUUGCAACCCUGAACUAACGGCUAUAAAAUAUUAACAAUUAAAACGGUAUUCAGUGAAUGUUUAGUCCAGUGCCUGAUUUGUUUAAAAAUGAGUUUUUUAAAGUCCGUUGAAGACAGCAGCACAACCGUGUUGCGUGCCUUAUUGGCUCAGUAUAAAAGUAAUCCACAGCAAUAUGACCUGGAGGAGACCGAUAUCUAUGGCAAUACGCCGCUUUUGAAGGCCUGCUAUUUGGGCCGACGUGAUCAUGUGGAUUUGCUGCUGAAACGCGGUGCGAAUUUGAAAGCAAUGAACUAUUUAGGGCAAAAUGCGCUAACGCUGGCCACUUAUUGCGGCAGUUUGGAUGUUGUGCGUUUGCUCUUGCGAUUUCGCUCCUAUACGGAUUUCAAUAAAUCUUCCAUAGUACCGGCCUUAUGUGUGGCCUGUCUGCGUCGUAAUCACACGCUUAUCAACUACUUUAGACGUUUCCCAAGCUCAGAGGAGGAACUGACGACCGCACAUGGCAUGACUCCAGCUCAGAUUAGCGAGUGUGUGGAGGUCUGUGAUAAGGUAUACGGUAGGCAAAGCGGUCAAGGCGCAUCUAGCAGUAGCGCAGCUUAUAGGAUGCGUUAGAUUUUUGGUGCUUAAAAACCCCCAAAAUAAAAUUAAUUUAAUUUACCAAUAUACAGUAAACCCCUUUUAUAUUGUUCUUUAAAUAUUAAGAUUUUAAAAUGUUUUACUUAAUGUGGGCUUAAAAAUUAUUUUAUUUUGUUUUUAAUUAUUUAUUUUUAUGUAAUCUUGUCUUCUGUUAAUUUGUAAUUUCAGCAAAUUUUGUAUUGAGAUUUUUUAUUGGUGCUUUCAAUGCUUUAAAUGACAAAAAAAUGCAUUUUCAAAGCAAUAUAGAUUUUACUUAACUUAUUUUACGCUUUUUUGUGUCAAUAUAAAUUUAUCCAAAUUAAAAAAAAAAAUGUUUGUGCAUAACUGAAUCAAUAACUAAUAAAUAAGAUUUUAUUUUCAUUUAAAA
Molecule: messenger RNA, 1022 nt
Organism: Bactrocera dorsalis (oriental fruit fly)
Lineage: Eukaryota; Metazoa; Arthropoda; Insecta; Diptera; Tephritidae
Product: DNA replication inhibitor plutonium
Exons: 4
Coding region: 110-631 (173 amino acids)
Molecular function (GO): protein binding
Source: RefSeq, a predicted model, not a curated record